AUGAAACAAAUUCUGAUUCUCCAACCUGAACCAAUUAUUUGUGGUACAACUGAGGAAGAAAGCAAUUGUUAUGGUAACGGCACAUGUCUUGAUGGAUUGUGCAUCUGUGUUGAGGGUAUGAACGGAACAUACUGUAAUGAAACAACUGCUUCAGAACCUCAAAUUCCAACUGAACCAGUUAAAUGUGGAUCAACCAUUGAAGAAAAUAAUUGUUAUGGAAAUGGAACAUGCGUAAAUGGUAUUUGUAUUUGCAACUCUAAUGUAAAUGGAACAUACUGUAAUGAAACAACUGCUUCAGAUCCUCAAAUUCCAACUGAACCAGUUAAAUGUGGAUCAAGUAUUGAAGAAAAUACUUGUUAUGGAAAUGGAACUUGCAUCAAUGGUAUUUGUAUUUGUAAUACAAACGUUAAUGGAACCUUCUGUAAUGAGACUUCUGAAACUCCAACACCUCAACCAGAACCAGUUGUUAAAUGUGGUAUCACUGAAGAUGAGAAUAACUGUUAUGGAAAUGGUACUUGCAUCAAUGGUGUCUGUGCUUGUAAUUCAAACGUAAAUGGCACAUAUUGCAAUGAAACAAAUUCUGAAUCUCCAACAGAACCAAUAAUCAAAUGUGGUUUCACUGAAGAUGAGAAUAAUUGUUAUGGAAAUGGUACCUGUAUUGAUGGAAUUUGUGUUUGUUACGGAAGUGCAAAUGGCACAUUCUGUAAUGCAACAGAAACAAAGAUACCAGGUCAAACAGAACAAAUUAACUGUGGUAUAACUAUAGAUGAGAACACUUGUUACGGAAAUGGUACUUGCAUCAAUGGUGUUUGUAAUUGUGAUGUUGGUGUGAAUGGCACUUAUUGUAAUGAAACAACACAUGAGCCUCAACCAGAACCUGUUGUUAAAUGUGGUUUCACUGAAGAUGAGAAUAAUUGUUAUGGAAAUGGAACUUGUUUGAGUGGUGUCUGUAUUUGUAAUUCAAACAUUAAUGGUACAUAUUGCAAUGAAACAAAUACAGAACCAGUUACUCCAGAACCAGAACCUGUCAAAUGUGGUGAAACAUUGGAAGAAAAUAACUGUUACGGAAAUGGAACCUGUUUAAAUGGUAUUUGUGUUUGUAAGUCAAACAUUAAUGGUACAUAUUGCAAUGAAACUACAUCAGAACCAGUUAUCCCACAACCAGUACCAAUUAAAUGUGGUGAAACAUUGGAAGAAAAUACUUGUUAUGGAAAUGGUACAUGUGUAAAUGGUAUUUGUAUUUGCAACUCUAAUGUAAACGGUACUUUCUGUAAUGAAACAACUCCAGAAACUCCAAUUCCACAACCUGAACCAAUUAAAUGUGGAACAACCAUUGAGGAAAAUAGUUGUUAUGGAAAUGGAACAUGUGUAAAUGGUAUUUGUAUUUGUAAUACAAACGUUAAUGGUACAUUCUGUAAUGAAACUUCUGAAACUCCAACACCUCAACCAGAACCAGUUGUUAAAUGUGGUUUCACUGAAGAUGAGAAUAUUUGUUACGGAAAUGGAACUUGCAUUAAUGGUAUUUGUGUUUGUAAUUCAAACAUUAAUGGUACAUAUUGCAAUGAAACUACAUCAGAACCAGUUAUCCCACAACCAGUACCAAUUAAAUGUGGUGAAACAUUGGAAGAAAAUACUUGUUAUGGAAAUGGUACAUGUGUAAAUGGUAUUUGUAUUUGCAACUCUAAUGUAAACGGUACUUUCUGUAAUGAAACAACUCCAGAAACUCAAAUUCCAACUGAACCAGUUAAAUGUGGAUCAACCAUUGAAGAAAAUAAUUGUUAUGGAAAUGGAACUUGCAUGAAUGGUAUUUGUGUUUGUAUUACCAACGUUAAUGGAACCUUCUGUAAUGAAACAAGUCAUGAGCCUCAACCAGAACCUGUUGUUAAAUGUGGUUUCACUGAAGAUGAGAAUAAUUGUUAUGGAAAUGGAACUUGUUUGAAUGGUGUCUGUAUUUGUAAUUCAAACAUUAAUGGUACAUAUUGCAAUGAAACAACAUCAGAACCAGUUACUCCACAACCUGAACCAAUUAAAUGUGGUGAAACAUUGGAAGAAAAUACCUGUUAUGGAAAUGGUACAUGUGUAAAUGGUAUUUGUAUUUGCAACUCUAAUGUAAACGGAACAUUCUGUAAUGAAACAACUCCAGAAACUCCAAUUCCCCAACCUGAACCAAUUAAAUGUGGAUCAACCAUUGAGGAAAAUAGUUGUUAUGGAAAUGGAACAUGUGUAAAUG
Messenger RNA from Naegleria gruberi, 2230 nucleotides. RefSeq lists its product as uncharacterized. The record is from RefSeq and is a predicted model, not a curated record. Gene Ontology annotation, cellular component: cell surface; integrin complex; focal adhesion. Gene Ontology annotation, molecular function: integrin binding. Lineage: Eukaryota; Heterolobosea; Eutetramitea; Acrasida; Naegleriidae. Gene Ontology annotation, biological process: integrin-mediated signaling pathway; cell migration; cell adhesion mediated by integrin. The annotation marks the transcript as partial. The transcript has a single exon.